Molecule: messenger RNA, 1845 nt
Organism: Penicillium lagena
Lineage: Eukaryota; Fungi; Ascomycota; Eurotiomycetes; Eurotiales; Aspergillaceae
Product: putative flavin-binding monooxygenase
Exons: 5
Coding region: 1-1845 (614 amino acids)
Molecular function (GO): flavin adenine dinucleotide binding; monooxygenase activity
Source: RefSeq, a predicted model, not a curated record
AUGGCGACGACAUUGACAGGCGGUAGUCAGCACAUUAUCCAACUGCCCUCGACGCCCUCUACCUCAGAUGCCGACGCACGCGCGGUCGCGCAGCAAUGGCUCACGAACCUAGAGUCACAGCUCGCUCAUCCCGAAAAUCUCACGCUAGCAGAGCUCUUCCACUCCGAGUCCUGGUGGCGCGACAUGCUAGCUCUGGACUGGGAGCUGCACACCACGCACGGCGCAUCACAGAUCCAAGAAUUCCUGCGUAAGCACCAGGGCCGCGCACAGCUAUCCACGUUCCGACUGCAGGACAAGGGCCAGUUCAAACCAAGGUGCGAGCAAGUGGUUGACGGCCUGAGCUGGGUAUCAGCCAUGUUCUUCUUCGAGACCGCCGUCGGCCGCGGCACGGGGAUGCUGCGUCUGACACAGGCGGAUGGCAGUGGGACCUGGAAGGCCUACGCGGUGUAUACAUCGCUACAGGGGCUGAAGGGAGUUGAGGAGCCGUUAGGGAAGUGCAGGCCUGAGGGGACAACGGAGUCUAUGCCUGGUGGAGUGGCGGGUGGGACUUGGAUUGAGCGGCGGCGGAGGCAGGCGGAGUUUUUGGAUGACGAGCCUGCGACGCUGGUUGUUGGUGCUGGCCAAGCUGGGCUUAAUAUGGGUGCGCGGCUGCAGAGUCUCGGCGUGUCGUGUUUGAUUGUGGAUAAGAAUGAGCGCGUGGGUGAUAAUUGGCGCAAUCGGUACCGGACGCUUGUUACUCACGACCCAGCCGAAUUCACCCACAUGGCCUACCUGCCCUUCCCCCAGAACUGGCCGCAGUUCACUCCAAAAGACAAGCUUGGCGACUGGUUUGAAGCGUACGCAAGCCUCAUGGAAUUGAAUAUUUGGACGCGCACAUCUGUUGUAUCUGCCGAGUACAACGAUGCCGCUGGCGAUUGGACUGUGAUCGUUGCUCGCGGGGAUGGAUCUCGACGAACACUGCGUCCACGCCAUGUUGUUUGGUGUACUGGACACUCAGGCGAGGCGCUUAUCCCAAGUUUCCAGGGCCAGGAAUCCUUUCAGGGGACUGUGUAUCAUGGCAGCCAACAUCGUGACGCCUCUGAGACUGACGUGCGUGGAAAAAAGGUCGUCGUCGUAGGCACUGGCAACAGUGGCCACGAUAUCGCACAGAACUUCUACGAGAAUGGCGCAGAUGUGACCAUGCUACAGCGCAGAGGAACCUAUGUACUAACUGCGGACAAGGGAGUGUUCAUGCUACAUGAUGGUCUUCAUGAAGAUGGGGGGCCCCCAACAGAAGAAUGCGACAUCGUCAGUGAAAGCCUCCCCUGGCCCGUCCAAUUCGCAUUAAGCGUGCACCUAACACGCCGCAUUGCGACCGCGGAUAAGGAAACGCUUGACGGCCUCCGUCGCGCCGGCUUCCAGCUUGACUUCGGACCAGACGGCGCUGGCAUUGCUCGCGCGUACUUUACUCGCGGCGGCGGGUACUAUAUCGACGUCGGCUGUAGCCAGCUGAUCAUUGACGGCAAGAUCAAGGUUAAACACAGCCCGCAGGGCAUCAAGAGCUUUGGUCCACACGAGCUGGUCCUAGCGGAUGGCGAGACGCUGGAUGCUGAUGUCGUUGUUCUGGCUACGGGGUAUGAUAACAUGCGGACUACGGUGCGCAAAGUGCUAGGUGAUAAGGUUGCAGAUCGAUGUAAGGAUGUUUGGGAUCUGGAUGAGGAGGGUGAGCUUAAUGCGAUGUGGCGUCCCAGCGGUCACCCUGGUUUCUGGUUCAUGGGCGGCAAUCUCGCUCUGUGCCGUAUUUACUCAAAGUUUCUAGCGCUUCAGAUCAAGGCCGUGGAGAAAGGGUUAAUCUCACAGUCGUAG